AUGCAUUCAUCCUUGACCCGCAUCCAGUCCGUAUUCGGUUUCUUCACUACAGUCGUGCUGGUCAUCAGCGCACUGGCAGCCGUUUCGGUCCUCUUAUUCCCAGCAGACGAGACCAAUGCCUCAGUGCAGCUGAAGAACGUGCAGGUCGUCAAAGGCCGACCGCACUACUACUCCACCAAACGCGAAGAAUACGCCCAGCUCCGCUUCGACCUAGACGCUGACCUGAGCCCUCUCUUCAACUGGAACACAAAACAGCUCUUUGUCUACGUAUACGCUACCUAUUCCUCCUCCGAUAAGCCCGGCUCACAAGUCCGAGCCUCGGAGUCCAUCAUCUGGGACACUAUAAUCCCCGCGACCCCGUCGCCGUAUUCGUGGGAUGUCCUCAAAGACCAGGUCCUUGCGCUUCUUCCCGCGACAGUUACCUCUGAGGCUGUGUCUGCUGCGAAGAGGAAUGCUAAGCGUCAUGCUAAGUCGGCUAAGGCGGCGAAGAGUAAGAAGGAGGCUCUUGCGCCCGGUGUUCUGAGACUGCGUGGCCAGAAGGGUAAGUAUCAGAUCAGUGAUAUUACUGGUCGUCUGGCCCAGCGUCAGAAUGUCACCCUUCAUGUCGGAUGGAAUGUUCAGCCUUGGGUUGGGGCUUUGUUCUGGGCGCCUGGUACCGGUGCUGCGCCCCGGACUGGCGGAACAAUUGUUAGCAGUGAGCCUUUUGAUUUCCCGGAGGUGAAGGAUAAUAAGAAGGCUGCUGCGGAGAAGAGAGCUAAGGAGGCGGAGAAGCUGGAGAAGAAGGCGAGUGUAUAG
This is a messenger RNA of Penicillium digitatum Pd1, 795 nucleotides long. RefSeq names its product signal peptidase complex subunit SPC3. Gene Ontology annotation, biological process: protein targeting to ER. Gene Ontology annotation, cellular component: signal peptidase complex; membrane. The record is from RefSeq and is a predicted model, not a curated record. Lineage: Eukaryota; Fungi; Ascomycota; Eurotiomycetes; Eurotiales; Aspergillaceae.